Erpetoichthys calabaricus (reedfish) is the source of this 1021-nucleotide messenger RNA. Its product is annotated as phe13-bombesin receptor-like. Gene Ontology annotation, biological process: G protein-coupled receptor signaling pathway. The transcript is spliced from 2 exons. The coding region runs from base 3 to 920 and encodes 305 amino acids. NCBI's taxonomy places the organism in Eukaryota, Metazoa, Chordata, Cladistia, Polypteriformes, Polypteridae. Gene Ontology annotation, molecular function: G protein-coupled receptor activity. The record is from RefSeq and is a predicted model, not a curated record. Gene Ontology annotation, cellular component: membrane.
CCAUGGUACCAUUGGCGGUGCCAUUUAACAGUUUUGCCAACGCGUUGGUUCUUAUUGGAAACUGUGUGUUGGCUACAGUGAUUGUCGUUUUGAAUGCGCUGGUUUUCACGUCCAUCAUAAUAACACGGUCACUAAGGAGAGAAAACCGUUUUAUUUAUAUGAUGAGCACGUGCAUUAGUGACUUUGGAACAGGAGUUUCUUGGUAUUAUGUCGGCCUUUUCGAUGUCGAAGAUGUUCCCCACGGAAAGAACAACUGUUACUUUAUAGCGAGCAGUUUUUUGGGUUUGUCAUAUCUCGUGAUUCUGGCUGCUCAGGCAGACCGCUACCACGCCAUUGUCUCCCCUUUUCGUUACGCCCAGCGGAUGAGUACAACAAGGACGUUGUUAGUUAUUUGUUGUCUUUGGUUGUAUACUUACAUCAACCUGGCAAUCCAAAAUCUGAUUUCCUCCUCGGCACAUCUACUCUGGCACUCUACAGGUACAUUAAUAUGCAACAUCAUCACACUUGUCAUUAUGAUAGGCCUCAAUACCAAACUCUGUUUUAUUGCUAAAUUCCAGAUAGAAAGAGAGCCCCCGUCCGAAGAAAGAGAAAGCAAACGGGCUUCUCUUUACCUAAUUAUAGUGGUGGUCGGCUUCUUCUUACUCUUCUGGAUGCCCGUGUUUAUGUACAUAGUAAUAUGCUAUCUGACAACAGUGAAAUGUUAUAAAUUUGAAAACAGUGGAACAGAUCCAUUAAAAAUUUUAGCACGAAUCAACUGCGCGGUGACCCCCUUUCUGUACGUGCGGGGCUGCGCCCCGUUAAAGGCGGUUCUGUAUCAGAGGGUGCUGAGGUGCGGGUUAAAACAACAAAGGAAAAUAAACUCUGGUGUAAACAAAAGAGCGAAUAGCAUCGAAUUCGUAGAAGCCAUCAGCAGUAAAUAGAAGACGAGUGGAACGGCACUGAAAACGGAGUGAGUGUUGAGACCUCACCAGCAGAGUGGGAAACCGCACGAAACGCACGCCGACCCUCACACUGGAGCUGA